AUGGCGUCACCUGUGCUGCAACUCAUUUCGGAAGAGGCUUCCCCACAGGCCCUGUGUCUCUCACACUGGCAGACUGAGCGGCAGGCGAAACUGGAGGACAAAGUGGCAGAGAUGGCCAUAAAAUUUUGUUGCUUUUCCAAGGACCCAGUGGAAGAUGUCACAGUUUGGAGUGAAUCGAUCGAGAAACUCCUGGAGUCUAAAGCUGGAAUGGAGGCAUUCAAGGCCUUUCUGAAGAGCGAGUACAGUGAUGAGAACAUCCUCUUCUGGGAGGCCUGUGAGGAGUAUAAGAAAAUCAGCUGCAGGACGGAGAUGACGUGCGAGGCGAACCGAAUAUAUUCUGAGUAUGUUCAAACUGAGGCUCCCAGACAGAUCAACAUCGACUGUAAAACCAGGGCAAACAUAACGGAUAAAAUCUCCGAGCCCAACCUGGAAUCCUUCGACAUGGCUCAGACGCACGUCUACAGGCUCAUGGCGAGGGACAGCUACCCGCGUUUUUUAAAAUCCGAGUUCUACCAGUCGGUCCUGAGGAAAUACACCCAGAGCUGA
Messenger RNA from Trichomycterus rosablanca, 546 nucleotides. RefSeq names its product regulator of G protein signaling 1 (gene rgs1). The coding region runs from base 1 to 546 and encodes 181 amino acids. Lineage: Eukaryota; Metazoa; Chordata; Actinopteri; Siluriformes; Trichomycteridae. The record is from RefSeq and is a predicted model, not a curated record. The transcript is spliced from 5 exons.